Molecule: messenger RNA, 960 nt
Organism: Microtus ochrogaster (prairie vole)
Lineage: Eukaryota; Metazoa; Chordata; Mammalia; Rodentia; Cricetidae
Product: keratin, type II cytoskeletal 74
Biological process (GO): intermediate filament organization; keratinization
Cellular component (GO): keratin filament
Molecular function (GO): structural constituent of skin epidermis
Source: RefSeq, a predicted model, not a curated record
AUGAGUUGGCAACUGAACUUCAGGUCAGGCAGUGAGGGCAACUUCAGUGUGCUUUCUGCCCUGGUGCCAAUGGACACAAUGGGAAGUGUGGCUUCUUGCCAGAAAACUGGCCGCAAGGUUGGAGCCAGCUUCAGCAGCAGGAACCUCUACAGUCUUGAAAUUUUAGGCACAUUUCCUUCAGUGUCAGGAGGCAGUGCUCGGGUCACAGGGCAUAGCCUUGGGUAGGACUCUGGGUAUGGAGGGACUCGAGCCAACGGCUUUGCCAGAAGCAUGUUUGUCAGUGUGGCCCUGGAUCCGUGUCCAUCUGUGUGUCUGCCUGCAGGUAUCCACCAGGUCACUGUCAACAAGAGCCUGUUGGCCCCCCUUAACGUAGAGCUGGACCCUGAGAUCCAGAAGGUGUGGGCACAGUAGCAGGAGCAGAUCAAGGCUCUGAAUGACAAGUUUGUCUCCUUCAUCGACAAGCUGCGCUUCCCGGAGCAGCAGAACCAGGUGCUGGAGACCAAGUGGGAGCUACUGCAGCAGCUGGACCUGAACAACUGCAGGAAGAACCUGGAGACUGUGUACGAGGCCCACAUCAGCAUCCUGCAAAAGCAGCUGGAUACGCUGUCUGGGGACAGGGUGAGGCUGGACUCGGAGCUGAGGAGCACGUGGGAUGCUGUGGAGGACUGCAAGAAGAGGGGGAGACAAAACAUGACAACACAUCCCUAUGUGACAAUCCCUGUGACAGCACUUGGAUUGAUGAUCCGGGAGCUGCAGCUGGCAGCUGGCUGCCAAGGGGACAAUCUGAAGCACAGCAGGAAUGAGGUGUCGGAGCUGAACCAGCUUAUCCAGAGGAUCUGCUGUGAUAUUGCUAACGUGAAGAAGCAGUUCCUCGGGGUGAGCUCACCUUUGGCUGAAGACCCCUCCUGCCCUUCAAGUCGUCUGAUUGUGGCCAUAUCCUGGGGUCCGAAGUCCCUCUAG